Ogataea polymorpha is the source of this 813-nucleotide messenger RNA. RefSeq lists its product as uncharacterized. The record is from RefSeq and is a predicted model, not a curated record. The transcript has a single exon. Gene Ontology annotation, biological process: proteolysis. Gene Ontology annotation, molecular function: serine-type endopeptidase activity. The annotation marks the transcript as partial. Lineage: Eukaryota; Fungi; Ascomycota; Pichiomycetes; Pichiales; Pichiaceae.
GGCGCUUUCAAUCUCAACUUCGUCAAGUCCGCGUACUUCGACAAGGCCGUCAAGCGGAUCAGUCUGGACCGCACCGUGCAGGUCUCCGAUGUGGAAGAGUUUGCGCCCAAACACCUGGUGCGCAUAUCUCAACUGGGAACUGUCAACCGCCGCCAGCUGAUGGACUACACUUACGAGCCCGGCGCAGGGUCCAACGUGAGCGCAUACAUCGUCGACACGGGCAUCAAGACCGACCAUCCAGACUUCAACGCCAGAGCGAGGCUGGGGGCCAGUUUGGUCCAGGACAACUUGUACGGCGACCCCAACGGCCACGGCACGGCGGUUGCGGGCAUCAUUGGCUCCGAAACGUUCGGUGUUAGCAAACAGUGUGUUCUGGUGGACUACCGUGUUUUCAACGAGAGCGGCACGGCCCAGCUGUCGACAGUACUGGAAGCACUGAAGCUGAUUCACGACCACGAGACGCCUGGCGUCGUGCUGCUGGCGAUGAUCUCCGAGCGCAACGAGAUCUUCCACUCUGCGCUUUCGCAACUGGCAAACCGCGGUUUUGCGAUAGUCUCUGCCGCGGGAAACUUCAACAGCAGCGCGUGUCUCUAUUCCCCGGCGGCAUUCGAGUCAGGGCUCACCGUUGGGUCGAUAGAGACGCACGGCGACAACUUGGGUUUUUUCACAAACUGGGGAGACUGCGUCGACGUGUUCGGCGACGGCAUCAACGUGGCCACGCUGUCGCCGAUGGCCGAGAGGGUGACCCAAAAAUCGGGCACUUCGAUGUCGGCCGCCAUAGCAGCAGGCCUGGUGGCCACGUAUAUGUCAAUG